UUAAGCAGAUAAAGUUACUUUAGCCCUGUUUUACAUUUCAAUGCCAAUUUGAAGUUUCCUAGUGUAAAAGAAAACACCACGUCAUCACAGAAAUCUAACACAUGCAAUGAGAUCCAGCCACGUACACGGAUAAGGUGACCUGUUAAGUUUUGUACAUACGUCCAUUGACGAAAAGUUUUACAGGUGGUCGGUUAUAAUGUUUUCGAAAUUUAGAAAUGUCCAGAAGAAUCCCAUAAUAAAUUAACUAACCUAAUUACAUUGCCUCACGGAAACGUCUGAUAAGUAAAAUUAAGUUACUCUAAAGCUGCGUUGAACUUGCUUUUUUCUCAAAACUCAUUAGGUCUCUCUUCCCCAAGUCCCCCCGCUACUCUCUCUCACUUUUUCACUUUUUCACCUCUCUGUUUUCGCAUCAAGAAAGUGGUGAUAUUUACAAAUCAAUCAAACAGAGACUCAAUUUAUUUGACUAUAUAAGUUUGACAAACCCUAACGGAUCUUUUCUCUUUUCUUUCUUACACCAUUUCGUGCUUCUCCCAAUCCAAUCACUGCCCUCUCUCUCUUUCUCUCUUUGGGGAAUUCUUACUUCCAUGACCUCUCUGUCUCUCUCUCUAAUCUUAAAUGUUCGUUGUUUUUUAUGUAGGAGUUUCCUUUUUAGAAUACUGAAUCUUACUUUCUUCCCAUUAAAGUCUUAACCUUUUUGCUAUAUUUAGUAAACAAGAUUUUUUCAUAGGGUUUAGGGUUUAACAGUAUAGACUUCGUACGCAAACUUUCUGACUAAAACUUUUUCCUUUUCUUUUAUUUUUUUAAAAACAUAAUUGAACAGUCAUCGAGAUUUAUCUACACUGAAGAUUUCAGUCUAGAUUUUUCCCAGAUAAAACAUAGCUGAGAUUUAUUUUCACGGAUUUUAAUCAAACGUCCACAGAUAAAUAUGUCGUCUUGCGUAAGCGGCGGAGCCGCCUAUAGCUUUGAGUUAGAAAUGAUGAAAUCGCCGCCGUCACACAACACUCCUUCACCGUCAUCUACAAUCUCCGAGUCAAACUCUCCUCCGUUCUCAAUCUCCACGAGAAGGCCACGAACUCCACGGAAACGUCCGAACCAAACAUACGACGAAGCUGCGGCUCUUCUUUCCACCGCUUACCCAAAAAUCUUCUCUUCCAAGAAAACAAAAACUCAGAUUUUCGGCAAUAACAAAUCUCCUUUAAGUGCUUACGACGAAGCUUCUCAGUUGCUUAUUCCGUACGCAUCCAUCGAGGAGAACGAUUUUCUGUUCAAUCCCACCAUUCCAACGAAAGCAGAACACUUCUCAGAGCAUAAGGAAGUCUGUUUUGAUGACUCGGAGGUGAUUAGGAUUGGGAUUUUCGAAGAUUUCGACGCGGAAUCGAUUUUAGAUGAAGAGACUGAAGAAGGGAUCGACAGUUUUAUGGGGAAUAUUGAAUCUAACCACGGAGAUUCUGGCAGAAUCGGUCGAUUAGAGGAAAUUAUGAAGAAUGCUUGGAACGGAAGGUUUCGUUUAGGGCUAGGUUUGAGGAGUUCUCUCCGAGAAAACGACGACGGGAACUGGUGGAAAUUUCCCACCGUGGAAUUUGAUCAGAUCUCGCCGAAAAUUCAGACCACCGCCGCUGCAACUGAUGAUGGUCAAUCCAAUGUCCUCGAUAGUAAUAAUAAUAAAACCAUCGUGACUGCGGAGGGAGGCAAGAGAAAGAAAAAGAAGAAGAAGAAAACGAAAGUGGCUCCGCCGACGGCGGAAUUAGAAGUUCCGGACUCGAGUCCAAAGAUGGAGCAGAGAGUGAGUCCGUUGUUGAAGCUCGACUACGAUGGAGUUUUAGAGGCUUGGUCAGGUAAGGAGUCACCGUUCUCCGACGAGAUUCUGGGUUCCGACGCCGCCGGAGUCGAUUUUCAUGCAAGGUUGGGUGAGAUAGAUUUGUUCGGAGAAAGUGGAAUGAGAGAAGCAAGUGUGUUAAGGUAUAAAGAGAAGCGAAGGAACCGACUCUUCUCCAAAAGAAUCCGAUAUCAAGUUCGCAAACUCAACGCUGAUCAACGCCCGCGUAUGAAGGGACGAUUUGUGAGAAGGCCCAACGCAAGGAAUUUAAGUGGGCUACGAUUAUAAGAAUAAGAGCCGAAAUAACUUAAGCUCUUUGAUUCUCUUUUGGUUUUGUUUAUUCACGUUUAGUUGUUUUGUUUUUGCAGACUUUUGCAAUUUCGGUCUCCAUUUUUGUUCCUUUUUACUAGCCCCCUCUUGUUUUUUUUUUGUCCUAAGGGAAUGGGGAAGACAUUAGUUGAUUCGAUACAGUUAAGAAUCAUAACGAAUACAACUAUAUUUUGUCU
Molecule: messenger RNA, 2322 nt
Organism: Arabidopsis lyrata subsp. lyrata
Lineage: Eukaryota; Viridiplantae; Streptophyta; Magnoliopsida; Brassicales; Brassicaceae
Product: protein CHLOROPLAST IMPORT APPARATUS 2
Exons: 3
Coding region: 926-2104 (392 amino acids)
Biological process (GO): regulation of DNA-templated transcription
Cellular component (GO): nucleus
Molecular function (GO): protein binding
Source: RefSeq, a predicted model, not a curated record